CUGUGUUGGAUAAGAGCCUGGAAAGGGAGAAGGUUAUAAAGUCAUGAUUUAUUCACUUAGGGAAAAAGAGGGCAAGGCAUUUGAGGAAAUUGUGAUCUCAUUUCCUUGUAGUUUCUGAUCCAUUUGACUUUUUGACGUUUGCCCUCACCUUUCCACUCUUCAUCUGUUCCCAGUUCAGACUACUGGCUAUAGCACUUGAAAGCACCGUCAUCGUUCUGCCAAUGUUAACCUCAAAUAAUUCUUGAUCAUGUUUUCUCUUUUCCCAUAUCCAAUUAUUUUCAACAAGUAGACUGAAUAGGUAUUUUAUAACUAGGUAUUGUAUGUUAUAAAUGGUACUCAGAGAAAGCCUCUCAGACUGGUCCUACAACGUAAUCUCCAGGAGAAAAAUGACCUGCAUUUUCCCGAGUUUAGAAUGGUGCCCGGAAAAUAGUAGAGGUCCAAUAUUAGUUGAAUUAAUAAAUGAUAAUAAAUUAAGCUCCCCACAUUAUGUAAGUAAGCAGGCACAAUUUUGUUUUUAUGACAUAAUCCAGGGUGGCCUGAGAAUCACUACGUAGCCUAGGUGGACUCAAACUUCGAGCCCCGUAUGCUCCACCACACCCUGCUACGAAGGAAUAUUAAAUACUGCGAAGCUGCAAACCUUUAGUAGCCUAGGCGUUUAACAGAGUUCGCCGAAUGACUAAUCAAUCACGACUUUGUGGCAGGUGAAUUUUAGAGGGCAGGCCCCCUUAUCGCCCAACCAGCCCCGCUGGCUGUCCGUAGUGGUCAGCUAAAGCCGGGUCUACACCGAUAUUCAAGCGCCCCGGGAAACCCUAAAAACCCAACCUGAGCGAGAUUCCCCGUCCCAGACCUGCCUGUCCCGCCCGCCAGCUUCCUAUUGGCUUCUAUUGGCUGCCUCGCGCGAAGCCGGCCCUUGGGAAGGAGAAGAAGCGAGCUUCCAAGGCCUGCGGGAAUCGCUAUAACUGCCUGACGUCAUCCAACGCCCAAUCAGAAGGAGCAGUCUUCAGUUUUGUCCAAUGAGAUCGGGCUCGGGUCACGGCCCGCGGAGUUUAAUUUUCCGUCCAGGAACGCGGAAGUGGCGAGCCCGUCCGGAGGCCGCAAGGCUGUCAGAGUUGGUGUGGAAAGUCGGGCUGCCCUUCCCGCGGAAUCACCCAGGCUGAGUGCAGUGCUCCAGGGCGGAUCCCCGGACGGCCCAGGUCCUUCGCGCCUGUGACUCACAGGCCAUGCAUGGGCAGGUUCAGUGUUGACUUCUGCACGCUUCCUCAUUAGCACUCGCCACGCUGAAAUUCUUCGCUCGAGGGUGCGAAUUCGGAGCCUCGCUUCUAUAACGCCCGCCGCUUCCUGAUCCCGUGGUUGCCCGAGGCUCGACUCUGGAGGAGGAGUAAUAUUUUCAAAAAAUUUCAACAAGGUGCGAAGAAGCUGAUGAUGUUUCCUUAAAUUUGCUUCACCAAUGUCUCUCCUGUUGAGUAUCUUAAGAGGAAUGCUGGCGUAUUUGGGUUUUCCCAUAGAUCAGGUUUUGCUGAGUUGGAAAAAUAAGGACUAUGGAUCGCAUCGGAGUAUUGUCCGUAUUAUUGGAAAAAUGCUUCCUUUAGAACCCUGUCGAAGACCUAGUUUUGAAUUGAUCCCGCCCUUGAACUCUAUAGAGUCUGAUAAUUGUGGACCUAUAGUUCCAUCUUUUGCUGAUAUUUUGUCUGUGGCAAAUGAUGAAGAAGCCAGUUGCCUUAGAUUUCGAAGUAGCACCUGGAAAAGUGAAAAAGAGGAGAAAAUUAAAACUUUCCAUCCUUCACAAAUAGUUUGGAAUCCACUGUCAUCUGCUCGCAGACAGAACAGACCAGUGAAGAAUGGUCUGCCUGUAGAUGAAGCUGCAAUUAAAAAGAUAUCUGCCCUUGAAAAUGAACUAAGUCUUCUUCGCGCUCAGAUUGCUGCAAUUGUGGAAAUACAGGAGCGGAGAAAUGGCACAAACUCUGGCUUUUCAGAUUUGAAUGAUGUUCCCAGCAGUGCGGGACAGAUUCCUUCAUCAGGGGCGGCUCAGCCAUGUGUGGAACCAGAUCCGAGCUCAGUGUCUUCUCCUCCUCCUCCACCACCCCUUCCCCCUCAGUUUCCUCCUUUCCCGCCUCCACAUUUUCUUCCCUCACAACCAGAAUCUGCAGUUGGUGACUCAGAUAAUCCAGCUACUGAAAUGCAAAAGCAGCACCCAGGUGCUAGUAAGAUGAAUUAUAGUCAUCAUUCAAAAAGCUGGAGAAAGAAAGAUGUUCCGAGUAUGUCAGAUGUUCUAAAGGAUCUGAAUAAGGUCAAGCUUCGCGCUAUUGAGCGGUCACCCGGCGGUAGACCCAUUCAUAAGAGGAAAAGACAGAGUUCACAAUGGGAUCCAGUGUCUGUAAUAUCACAGGCACUGAAGCAAAAAUUUGCAUUUCAAGCGGAUGAUUCCUUUGACAAAGAAAAUAGAUCUUGGGAGUCUUCUCCAUUUUCUAGUCCAGAAACUUCAAGGUUUGGACAUCACAUUUCACAGGCGGAGGGACAGUGAUCAAGGGGAAGAACUGAUAAGCACAGAGUUGUUGACCAAGGUCUCAAAAGCUGUGUCUACACUUGGAAGGAAAGAUGCAGAAACAUUCUGGCCAGCCUUUUGCACCUUUCAAAGGAUCACAUCUUCUGUUAAGUGAGGUUGAAUGAUGCUGUGGACUGAGAGAUAUCUGUGGUCAGCUUGAGGGAGACUGUUUUGGGAAAAGUUAAAAAAGAAAACCAGUUUCUGGCUUUGGAAGAUCCAGUAGUUAACUGACCCGUAAUCCUUGUAUUUUAGUAUCACUGAAAGCUGAAUAUAUACUUCAGUGAUUUUCUUGAGCAAUUAUGACUUCCUUAUUUAAGAAUCUUUUAAAUCUUUUAAAUGGUUUAUUUGGCUUCCAAAAACUUGAUUUUCAGAGGAUAAGAAUAUAAUUUUUCAGGCCGGGGAUUUAGCUCAGUGGUUCCACUGUUUGCUUCACAAGAGCAAGGGCUUGAGUUUGAUCCCCGGUCAAAAAAUAAAUAAAAAAGAUGAUAAUUUUUCAUUAAGAUAGUCAUUGUUUUAACCAUAUAUGGAUAAACAUUCUAAAACCUAUUCCUGAGGUAAUAGUCUUAGAAUUUGACUUUCAAGUGCUAUAAAGGUGUUGUCCAUAUUUGCUGUAUAAAUACAUG
Molecule: messenger RNA, 3165 nt
Organism: Fukomys damarensis (Damara mole-rat)
Lineage: Eukaryota; Metazoa; Chordata; Mammalia; Rodentia; Bathyergidae
Gene: Mtfr2
Product: mitochondrial fission regulator 2
Exons: 8
Coding region: 1448-2521 (357 amino acids)
Biological process (GO): mitochondrial fission; aerobic respiration
Cellular component (GO): mitochondrion
Source: RefSeq, a predicted model, not a curated record